AUGAAUAUGGAAGAAACUGAAGAUAGCCUAUAUCCAAUUGCAGUUUUAUUAGAUGAAUUGAGAGCUGAUGAUGUCAACUUUCGAUUAAACGCCAUCAGGCGACUUUCGACCAUUGCUUUGGCUUUGGGCGUUCAAAGGACUAGGGAUGAACUAAUACCAUUUCUUGACGAAUCAAUCGAUGAUGAAGAUGAAGUACUACUUGCAUUAGCUGAGGAGCUUGGUAAUUUCUGUGAAUAUGUUGGUGGUAAAGAGCAUGCUCACAUUAUACUAGGACCUUUGGAAAAUCUUGCAGCAGUUGAAGAAACUCUUGUUAGAGAAAAAGCUGUUGAAUCUUUAACAAAGAUAGCUGCGGUCCUUUCUCAACAACAAAUUGAAGAUUACUAUAUACCGCUUAUUAAACGUUUGGGUAGUGGUGAUUGGUUUACUAGUCGCACUAGUGCUUGCGGCUUGUACGCAGCUGGGUACCAAAGUGCAACCCCAAGUUCGCAAGAAGAAUUGCGAUCAAUGUUUAAAGCAUUAGCUCAAGAUGAUACACCAAUGGUUCGAAGGGCUGCUGCUGCUAACCUAGGAAAAUUUGCAAAAAAGAUUCCUAAAGAACAUGUAAUCUUAGAUAUUGUCCCGCUGUUCAGCAAACUUGCUGAAGAUGAGCAGGAUUCUGUGCGUUUGCUAACGGUUGAGGAUCUUGUCGCAAUUGCUGAGGUACUCUCUAAGGAAGAAUGCAAAAAUUAUCUCUUACAAACUUUAAGAAGCAUGGUUUCAGAUAAAAGUUGGAGAGUUAGAUAUAUGAUUGCUGAAAACUUUAUUGCUAAAGCUGUAGGAGAUGAAGUAACGCGUGAAAACUUAGUGAUGGCCUUCGUUAAUUUGCUCAAAGAUAAUGAAGCCGAAGUGAGAACUGCGGCUUCUGGCCAGGUUCCGGGAUUCGCUCAAUAUAUCGAUAAACAGACAAUUUUAUCGCAUAUACUGCCGUGUGUUAAAGAUCUGGUAACUGAUACAUCACAACACGUUCGUGCAAGUUUAGCAACCCAAAUUAGCGGGCUGGCACCUAUUUUGGGCAAAGAAGCAACGACAGAACAUUUACUGCCUUUGUUUUUACAACUUCUCAAAGAUGAAUUCCCCGAUGUAAGGCUUAAUAUUAUAUCCAAAUUAGAGCAGGUUAACGAAGUUAUCGGCAUUGAGCUUCUAUCACAGAAUUUACUUCCGGCAAUAGUUGAAUUGGCUGAAGAUAAACAAUGGCGUGUUCGCCUUGCAAUCAUUGACUAUAUUCCCCUACUUGCUAGUCAGUUGGGUGUGGCCUUCUUUGACGAAAAACUUGGGAGUCUUUGCAUGUCCUGGUUAGGAGAUAAUGUAUAUUCUAUUCGCGAAGCGGCUACUAUAAAUUUGAAAAAAUUGACUGAAGUCUUUGGUGUCGAAUGGGCAAAGACCACAAUCAUACCAAAAAUAUUGGAAAUGGGUACUAAUCAAAAUUAUUUAUAUAGAAUGACGACGAUUUUUGCUAUCACGACCAUGGCUCCAGCCGUCACUCCUGAAGUCAUUAGAGACCAUAUUCUUCCAACAGUGAACAGUCUUGUUUCGGAUCCUAUUCCCAACAUUCGAUUUAAUGUUGCUAAAUCAUACGAAGUUUUAAUACCAGUUCUCAGACAAUGCUCCGAAACGGCUGUGUUGCUGGAAACUCAAGUAAAGCCAGCAUUAGAUAAAUUACGAGAUGACCCGGAUACUGAUGUUAAAUAUUUUGCUGAAAAAGCAUUACUUGCUGGUUAUCCAUAA
Messenger RNA from Dentiscutata erythropus, 1764 nucleotides. NCBI's taxonomy places the organism in Eukaryota, Fungi, Glomeromycota, Glomeromycetes, Diversisporales, Gigasporaceae. The record is from the annotation of a GenBank genome assembly.